Messenger RNA from Dothidotthia symphoricarpi CBS 119687, 540 nucleotides. RefSeq lists its product as uncharacterized. The record is from RefSeq and is a predicted model, not a curated record. NCBI's taxonomy places the organism in Eukaryota, Fungi, Ascomycota, Dothideomycetes, Pleosporales, Dothidotthiaceae. The coding region runs from base 1 to 540 and encodes 179 amino acids. The transcript has a single exon.
AUGGAUAUCGCCACAUCCUCGCGCGCCUACUUCGCCAUGCCCUCUCCCACAGCAGAGGAGAAGAUCUCCCUCCAGGCCUCAAACACAGUCUACACCUACCACUGCCUCUGCAGCCACCUCUUGCUCGCAACCACCACACCGCUCCCCUCGCUCCCCACACGGCAGAAUUCCCGCGACAAGGCCCACAUGAUGCCCCUCCCCCCACCGCCCUCCCCCAACGCUAGGAAGGACUCGCAGCAAAGCACCGACCACUACGGGCUCCUGCUCUCUACGCGACAGGAGCGCGCCGCGGAGAUCAUCACUAGCGACGAGGGCUUCGAGAAGCGCUACCUGCAGCGCUGCGGACGCUGCAACCUCACCGUGGGCUACCAGUUGGACUGGCAGCAGUUCUCUGCCGACCGGGCUGGCCGACGCGAGGACGUGGUGUUCUUGCUGCCGGGCGGCUUCAUCACGACGAGCGACAUGAUCAUGGGGAAGACGGGGGCCGUGUCCAGUGGCGGCAUUGCGACAACGCUUGCUGUCACCGAGGUCAAGGUGUAG